AUGGAGGACUUGUGGGUGUUAUUUUGUGGGGAAUCUGGCAAUUCGGAUACCGGAAAACCAUCCGGUUCUAGCUUGGUGUUUCAACCAACUUCAUGUAUCAAUCAAGCGUUGAUCAUUUGUUUCAAUGUCAUGCUUCUAAUCAUGCUCUUAUUUAACUGGAUAAAAAAAUCAUCGUCACCGAAGACAGAUAAAAUCCCACCUCGAGACUAUUCAAGUCUGCAGAUAGUUUCUACUAUGCUCAAUGGCUGUGUUGGAUUUGUGUACUUGUGCUUGGCCCUAUGGAUUUUGGAAGAGAAGUUGAGGAAAAGCCAGACUGCCUUGCCUUUGAAAAGUUGGUCAGUGGUGUUGUUCCAGGGGUUUACAUGGCUUUUGGUGGGUUUAACCAUAAGCCUUCGAGGAAAACAUCUUCCAAGAACACCAUUAAGGAUUUUGUCCAGUCUUGCGUUCUUGUUUGCUGGAAUUGUUUUUUCUUUAUCAAUAUACAGCUUCAUUUUAGGCAAAGGAAUAUUGGUUAAGAUAGCUUUGGAUGUCUUGUCCUUUCCUGCUGCAAUACUGUUAUUGUUAUGUGUUUACAAGGUAUAUAGUAAACAUGAAGGGAUUGAUGAAAUUGGCCUUUAUGCACCAUUAAACGGCGAGGCCAAUGGUGUGAGUAAAACUAAUUUCGUCGACCUAGUUACUCCAUUUGCUACAGCAGGAUUCUUCAAUAAAAUGUCAUUUUGGUGGUUGAAUCCACUGAUGACAAAGGGUGGGGAGAAAACUCUUGACGACGAGGAUAUACCCAGGUUGCGAGAGGCAGAUCGAGCAGAAAGCUGUUAUAUGGAGUUUUUGGAGAAACUGAACAAUCAAAAAAAUGCUGAAUCAUCUCAAUCGUCUCUCUUGUGGACAAUUAUAUUUUGCCACUGGAAAGACAUUCUAAUUUCUGGAUUCUUUGCUUCGUUAAAAGUACUUACUUUGUCAGCUGGGCCUCUACUUCUUAAUGCCUUCAUUUUGGUUGCUGAAGGAAAAGCAGGUUUUAAAUAUGAAGGUUAUGUAUUGGCCUCGACACUCUUCUUUUCAAAGUGCUUAGAGUCCCUGUCACAAAGGCAAUGGUAUUUCCGGAGCAGGAUUAUUGGUUUGAAAGUGAGGUCUUUGCUCACAGCUGCGAUAUAUAUGAAGCAAAUGAGGUUAUCCAAUGUUGGUAGGUUGAUGCACUCAGGUGGUGAGAUAAUGAACUACGUAACAGUAGAUGCUUAUAGGAUAGGCGAGUUUCCCUUCUGGUUUCAUCAGACAUGGACAACAAGCUUUCAGCUUUGCAUCUCUCUUGUAAUUCUUUUCCGUGCAGUGGGACUAGCAACAUUUGCUGCCUUAGUGGUUAUAAUAAUCACUGUGCUAUGCAAUGCUCCACUUGCAAAGUUGCAACAUAAGUUUCAGUCUAAGCUUAUGGUGGCACAAGAUGAGAGAUUGAAGGCUUGUAACGAGGCCCUGGUUAACAUGAAGGUAUUGAAACUGUAUGCUUGGGAAACCCAUUUUAAGAAUGCUAUAGAAAAUUUGAGAAGGGUGGAGUAUAAAUGGUUGUCAGCAGUGCAAAUGCGUAAAGCCUAUGAUAGUUUUCUUUUCUGGUCUUCUCCUGUUUUGGUCUCUGCUGCUACCUUCGGGGCAUGCUAUUUGCUCAAAAUUCCUUUGCAUGCUAAUAAUGUUUUCACUUUUGUGGCGACUUUACGUCUUGUUCAAGACCCAAUUAGAACUAUCCCUGAUGUCAUUGGAGUGGUCAUUCAAGCAAAGGUAGCUUUUGCACGUAUUUUAAAUUUUCUCGAGGCACCAGAGUUGCGGAAUGGAAAUGUUCGGCAAAAGCGCAACAUGGAUAGCGUGGAACAUGCUGUUUUAAUCAAGUCAGCCAAUUUUUCAUGGGAAGAAAAUUCAUCGAAGUCCACAUUGAGAAAUUUGAAUCUAGAGAUUAGGCCUGGUGAAAAGGUGGCGGUAUGUGGAGAAGUUGGCUCUGGCAAGUCAACCCUUUUAGCAGCAAUUCUUGGAGAAGUUCCACAUACGCAUGGAACUAUUCAGGUUUAUGGAACAAUUGCCUAUGUUUCUCAAACAGCUUGGAUCCAGAAUGGAACAAUACAAGAAAACAUUUUAUUUGGGUCUGAAAUGGAUAGGCAGCGAUACCAAAACACACUUGAGCAGUGCUCCAUGGUAAAGGACCUUGUGUUGCUUCCUUAUGGUGAUCUUACUGAAAUAGGUGAAAGAGGAGUCAAUCUGAGUGGUGGUCAAAAGCAGCGAAUUCAACUUGCCCGUGCUCUGUAUCAGAAUGCAGAUAUAUACCUUUUGGAUGAUCCAUUUAGCGCCGUGGAUGCACACACUGCUACGAGCUUAUUUAAUGAAUAUAUCAUGGGAGCACUUUCAGGGAAAACAAUCUUGCUUGUGACGCAUCAAGUUGAUUUCCUACCGGCAUUUGACUCUGUUAUGUUGAUGUCAGAUGGAGAAAUCCUACAAGCAGGUCCUUAUCAACAGUUAUUGUCAUCAAGCCAAGAAUUUCAGGACCUUGUCAAUGCACACAAAGAAACAGCUGGUUCUGAAAGGCAUACUGAGGUUAAUGCUCUGCAAAGACAAGGAUCAUCUGCUAGGGAGAUCAAGAAGAGUUAUGAGCAUAAAACAUCUGAAGGAGAUCAACUGAUUAAGCAGGAGGAAAAGGAAGUGGGAGACACAGGAUUUAAGCCUUAUAUUCAGUAUCUGAAUCAAAACAAAGGAUACUUGUACUUUUCUCUUGCUGCUUUUGCUGAAGCGUUGUUUGUGACUGGUCAGAUAUCACAGAACUCUUGGAUGGCAGCAAAUGUCGAUAACCCUCAUGUUAGUACAUUGCGUUUAAUUGUGGGCUAUCUGAGUAUCGGAGUUACAUCAAUGCUUUUCUUGCUAGGUAGAUGGAUCUUUACAGUUGUUUUGGGUCUUCAGUCAUCAAAAUCGUUAUUUUCCCAGCUACUAAAUUCUCUUUUCCGUGCACCUAUGUCUUUCCAUGACUCCACGCCUCUUGGAAGAAUACUGAGUCGGGUAGCGUCAGAUCUGAGCAUUGUUGAUCUUGAUGUUCCAUUCUGUUUAAUCUUUGCUGUCGUUGCAACCAUAAAUGCUUAUAGUAAUCUGGGAGUACUGGCUGUUGUUACCUGGCAGGUCCUGUUUGUCUCCAUACCAAUGGUUUAUUUGGCUAUUCGCUUACAGAGAUAUUACUUUGCCUCUGCAAAAGAGUUGAUGCGGAUCAAUGGCACAACCAAGUCUUUAGUAGCAAAUCAUUUAUCUGAAUCUGUAGCAGGAGCCAUGACAAUAAGGGCCUUUGAGGAGGAAGAACGUUUCUUCACAAAGAACCUUAACCUCAUUGACAUAAAUGCCAGUCCAUUUUUCCACAGUUUUGCUGCAAACGAGUGGUUAAUACAACGACUUGAAACAUUUAGUGCAACUGUCGUUGCCUCAGUAGCCCUCUGCAUGGUUUUGCUUCCUCCUGGAACUUUUAGCUCUGGAUUUAUUGGUAUGGCACUUUCUUAUGGACUUUCAUUAAACAUGUCCUUGGUCAUGUCAAUUCAAAACCAGUGCACGUUAGCAAAUUACAUCAUUUCUGUUGAAAGGCUUAAUCAAUACACGCAUAUACCAAGUGAAGCCGCAGAGGUGAUAGAAGAUAACCGUCCUCCAUCCAAUUGGCCAGCCGUGGGUAAAGUGGAUAUUUGCGAUUUGCAAAUUAGAUACAGGCCUGACGCACCAUUAGUUCUUCGGGGAAUCAGUUGCACUUUUGAAGGAGGGCACAAGAUUGGUAUUGUUGGUCGAACUGGAAGUGGGAAGACUACUCUUAUCGGUGCUCUAUUUCGACUGGUGGAACCAUCUGGAGGAAAAAUUACCGUAGAUGGAAUUGACAUCUCUAAGAUCGGACUUCAUGAUCUGAGGUCACGAUUUGGAAUAAUACCUCAAGAUCCUACUCUCUUUAAUGGGACUGUUAGAUACAAUUUGGACCCAUUAUCUCAACAUACUGACCAGGAAAUAUGGGAGGUUCUUGGAAAGUGUCAACUCCGAGAGGCUGUUCAAGAGAAAGAACAGGCUUUAGAUUCUUUGGUUGUGGAAGACGGAUCAAAUUGGAGCAUGGGGCAGAGACAAUUAUUUUGCUUGGGCCGUGCCCUUUUGAGGAGAAGUAGGAUACUGGUGCUUGAUGAAGCAACUGCGUCAAUUGAUAAUGCAACAGACUUGAUUUUGCAAAAGACUAUACGGCUUGAAUUUUCGGAUUGCACUGUGAUCACAGUAGCUCACAGGAUACCAACGGUGAUGGAUUGCACGAUGGUACUUGCCAUUAGCGAUGGAAAACUAGUCGAGUACGACGAACCAACGAAGUUAAUGAAGACGGAAGGUUCACUGUUUGGACAGCUUGUGAAGGAAUUCUGUGCUCGUAAGCAUAGAAAAGGCAGGCAUUUGGUGAAUGCAACUCCCUCUAAACCUCAUGGAGAUGGAGCUACUGAAGCUUUGAAAAUUAAUGAACCCACAAAGGAAGAGGAAGUUCCUCAACUGCCCAUUGAGCCCAUUUUAGAUUCAAAAGAGAAGCUUGAGGAGCAAUUGAGCUGCAAUGAGAAAAGGAAGGUGACUUUUGAUUUGAAUGUCAAAACCUACGAGGGCUUUCCAACUGACGAAGAAGUUGCCAAAAAUGUAGUAGAGAGCAAUAAAGGAAAGAGAGAGUGUGAAAAGAAAGAAGAAGAACCAUCAAAUGUGACCAAAUCAGUUUCUAAUGUGGUCACAUCAAAUGUCGGAUCUUAUCCUCUAAAUAACAGAUAUCAAAAUUGUGUUAAUGAAGAAGAAUAUGAUGAUUCGGGCUUGGAAGAUAGUGAUUUAAAUGAUGCUGUUCAAGUAUUGAUUCAAGAAGAGUCAUCUGAGUCAUUGUUUUCAUUAUCAAUCGAUUCAAGAAAACAACUGCACGGAGUUGAGCUGGGUGAAAAGGAGGUUACUAGUCCAAUGCCAAAAUGUGAAUCACCAUCUAAGGACGAAUCUAAGGCAGUAGGUUCCAAUCGAAAUGCUCGAGUUAGGAGUCAGUGUGAUGACUCUGUUCGGAAUCCAGUAGAAAAUCUAACUCAAUGGAAAGUAGCCAGUGCAAGAGCAACCUCACCGUUGCAGCAUGAAGAUAAGGAAAAUGUCAAUGUGGAGCAAGAUUUUAACAAAAGCAUUAGUCCAGAAACUAAUUUCAAGAUAUACAGAAAAGAUUCAAAAGAGACUCCCAGUCAGAAGAAGCUGGUGGAUCAAGAAGUUGCAGUGGAUACUAGCCUAUCAAGUUGGUUGGCCACACCAUCCAUGUCUAAGGGUAGCGCUAAUUCGGUUGGCAAUUCACCAUCCGUAACGAGGAGCUCGCCAAGAAGUCAUGAAGAUAGGCCUAUUUUAGGAGCAUUGACGGUUGAGGAACUUAAACAACAUUCUGCUUCUAAUACUCCAAGACGGCCAAGGAGUCGGAGUCCUGACGAAACGCCUAUUAUAGGGACUGUUGGGAGCUACUGGAUUCAUACUGGAAGGAUUGUGGAUUCAGAUUCAGGCUCUUCCAGCAAAGGAAUGCUUAAAACCAAAAAUGUUGAGGAUGAGAAGGUGAAAUGGAAUUCUACCCCAUUUGAGGAAAGAUUGGAUAGAGCUUUGGAAGAAGGCAUUGCUGAAGUUUAG
Molecule: messenger RNA, 5640 nt
Organism: Dovyalis caffra
Lineage: Eukaryota; Viridiplantae; Streptophyta; Magnoliopsida; Malpighiales; Salicaceae
Source: the annotation of a GenBank genome assembly